Effrenium voratum is the source of this 1558-nucleotide messenger RNA. The record is from the annotation of a GenBank genome assembly. Lineage: Eukaryota; Dinophyceae; Suessiales; Symbiodiniaceae.
AGGUUUAAGAUCAAGGUAGGCCUUGCGGGUGCGUGCUGAGAGACAGCACUGCUGAGAAUAAACCGUUCGAACCUGAUCAGGGUAACGCCUGCGCAGGGAUUUGGCCGACCUGCUCCUCAUGAACUCCUUGGCUGGACGAUUUGGAGGCAUGCUGUGCCGUGCACAGCGCGCUUCUCUGGGUUGUCGCGCCAAGUCUGCUUUGGUGUCUGCGGUGCCCUCGGAUCCGGCUGCCUACGUGGCCGGCAAGUUGGCCCACUUUGACUCCAUGCAAUUCACACCCAUCCGCGAGAGCACUGUGAGCCGCGAGAUGACGUCGCGCUACAUGUCGGAGAUGAUGGAGUAUGCGGAGACGGAUGUGGUGAUCGUGGGGGCUGGUUCUGCCGGGCUUUCGUGUGCCUAUGAGCUCACCAAGCAUCCGCACAUCAAGGUUGCAAUCCUGGAGCAGAAUGUUGCCCCGGGUGGUGGCUGCUGGCUGGGUGGCCAGCUGAUGAGUUCUAUGGUGGUUCGGAAGCCUGCUCACGAGUUCCUGGACGAGCUAGAAGUGCCUUAUGAUGACAAGGGCGACUAUGUGGUGGUGAAGCAUGCCGCACUCUUCACGGCCUCCGUUCUUCGCAAGACGCUGAUUGCACCCAAUAUCAAGCUGUUCAACGCUGUGGCAGUGGAGGAUUUGCUUGUGAAACAGGAGGGUGACAAGGUGGGAGUGCGGGGCGUGGUCACAAAUUGGUCCCUGGUCACCCAGAACCAUGACACCCAAUCCUGCAUGGACCCACAAGUCAUGGAGGCCAAGGUGGUCGUGACCGCAACUGGGCACGACGGGCCCAUGGGGGCCAGUUCUGCCAAGCGUCUUGAAUCGCUUGGCGCGCUUCCAGCCGGACUACCAGGAAUGGGCGCCUUGGACAUGAACACUGCGGAAGAUGCAGUGGUGCAGAUGACCAGUGAAGUGGUACCUGGGCUGAUUUUUGCAGGCAUGGAAGUUUCAGAGGCCCGCGGGUGCAACAGGAUGGGCCCCACGUUCGGCGCCAUGCUUUUGUCAGGCCAGAAAGCCGCAAAUCUGGCGGUGCAGAUUCUGAACCGUCAAGGCUAAGCCGGGCCUUGGAGAGGCUUUGGCUGAAGGGGCCCAAUGUAGACCAAAACCGCUACAUGUGUUUGUCGAUUGCUUGCUCGUUGUUCUUUUUUGGUCUUUCUGCAGUGGUUCCCUUGUGGGUAGCACCCAAGUUCCCAGUAUCUUGACAGGGCUCGGACGACAGUCCAGAGCCCGGGCAACAUCGGAUGUCGCACCGAUCGAUCUUGGAAGAGCAGAGGCUUUUCCGAGAGGUCGGAGGAGCCCGAUCUUUGAACAGAUUUUGGCUGAGAGUCCAUGCCAUGAACAGCCACGGAAUCUCAGCGCUGCCCGUGUUGGGUUUUGUGGGGUUUGAUGCAUCCACAUGGUGGCUGAAGCCCCUAGCAAAGCUUUCCUAGCAGCCGUCCUCACUUUCACCCCCCCGCACCUCGUGGUUUACUUCAUGUGCAAGUCGGUCGGGUGGUCAGUCGGUGAGUCGAAGGCCGGCCCAAAUCUUGC